UCUCUCUCUCUCUCCCUCCUCCACUUCCACACCACCAUCACCAUGGCAGAGGAGCAGCCGGAGCCCGAGCAACAACUUCACAAACAAGAGGGCACGGGGGCUUUGCCGUCCCUGGUGCCCGGCAUGGCAGAGUCGGAGGCGAGUGCACUGCAGCAGAAACUGAAAAACUCGAUCUGCAAAACUGUACAAUCAAAAGUGGACUGCAUUUUGCAAGAAGUGAUGAAGUUUACAGAUCUAGAAAAACUCUACCUCUACCUUCAGUUGCCUUCUGGUCCUAGCAAUGGAAUCAAAAGUAAUCCAAGUUCUUUGUCAUCCAGUCGUACCCAGCAAAUGCAUGCUUUUAACUGGAUCCGAAAUCAUUUGGAGGACCACCCAGAUACUUCACUGCCCAAACAAGAAGUCUACGAUGAAUACAAGGACUAUUGUGACAAUCUUGGUUAUAACUCUUUAAGUGCAGCUGACUUUGGGAAGAUUAUGAAGAAUGUCUUCCCAAAUAUGAAAGCUCGACGCCUUGGCACAAGAGGCAAAUCAAAAUAUUGCUAUAGUGGUCUGAGGAAAAAAGCUUUUGUUCACAUGCCAUCGCUACCAAGCCUGGAUUUUCACAAAACUGGAGAAGGGUCUGAAGGAUCACACUCUGCAGGCCACCUGCAGAGUAUUGAUGAAGAGGUCAGAUCUGCAGCUUGCAGUCUGGUAUGUGAGUGGGCCCAGAAAGUAUUAAUCCGAAAAUUUGAUUCAGUGGUCGAUCUAGCUCGCUUCCUCGUUACCAGUCACUAUAUUGGCACAAAGUCUGUUGCUGCGUUGUCGGUAAUGGCAGGUGCGCCUACAGGAGCAAAACAGCCAUCUGCUUUUAUGCCCAUGACUGAAAGCAAUUCCUUUCAGCCGCAAGUGAAGACUUUGCUUUCCCCAUCAGUCGAUGCCAAGCAACAGUUGCAACGUAAAAUUCAACAGAAUACGCUGAAGAAACAACAAGAGCAGAAACUCCAAUCUCCACUACCAGGGGAACAACAAGUAAAGAAAGUAGAAGGUGCCACAGUUGGGGGAGUAGCCAACAUCCCCAAUGGAAGCCCUGCCCUGCUUUCUCCUCAACCUACUAUUGGCAUUGUGGUGGCAACUGUUCCCAGCCCUAUCCAAAUGCAAAGAAGCAGACAGAUGAUGACAUCACCGAGUCCAUUAGGAUCAUCAGAUAACAAGGUCCUUCCUUUGAAUGUUCAGGUUGUUGCGCAACAUAUGCAGUCAGUCAAACAGCAACAGAAGACUGUCCAGAAUGUCCCUGCCAGUCCACACAAUGAUCGCUCAAGACCUCGCUAUCAUCAAAUCUUGCCUAAGCCAGCCUCAACCAGCACACUUACCCUUAGUUCCCCAACUACAGUACUUUUGGCCAGUAGUCCAAUUAAAACUGUUGUUUCUGGCCCAUCACAUGCAAGCCCCCUGAAUAUGGUGAAGAUGACAACAAUAUCUCUCCCUCCUAACACUGGUGCAUCACCCAAACCUACAUCAGCAAAUAACAAUACUGGAAUAGGAGACAAAUUGAAAACUGGUCCAACGUUGAGAGUUGGCUCAACUUCUUGCCUUCCUGCUGCAGGAUCCAAAACAAGUAGUGCCACAACUACACCUACUGCUGAGGUCAUUAAAUCCGAACAUGAGGCAAUAUCAGGUGAUGAAAAGCAGAUUCAGUGCCAAGAGAAUUCAAGUUAUUUGAAGGAUCCAAAGAGAACAGUUGGUUCCUCUCUAUGUGGGCAGAAAAGUAAUAGUGAAGGUGGCAUGAAAGUGAAGACAUCAAAUGGGAAAGCAGCUAAUGAAAAGACAGCAAAAGUCUGUAAUGGUCAGAAAACCGAAGGAAAAAAGACCAAAAACGAAGGCAAGUUUGUACAUAAUGAAAAUCUGGCCAUUUCAAUAGUGGGAAAUAAUCAAAGUGUCUUUUCUGUUUCCUCCACUUCAAAUUUCACGAGCACCAGCAUUAAUUCAAAAUCCAUUACUGAAGCUGUCAGGUCUCAUAAGGACAAUGGGAUGUGCCCAAAAAGUCCAAGAAAACGCUCGCCCUCUAAUUCUGCAUUUGAAGCACAGUUGCCUCCUGUGAAGAAGGCUAUGCUUUUAGAACAUACUGUAGGUAGUGCAGAACAUCAGAAGGCUUGCCAUGGCAUUGCAGUAAUGACAUCUCCAAAACUAUCUGCAGCUUUACCAGUAAAAAGCGAAAAUGCACCAGCAGUGACUCAGGCACCCGGUAAAGUUACUGUUAAACUGAAUACAACAGGAAUAACCCGCAUAUUAGCAAACCCUUCAUCCGAUAUUCAAGUAGUAACCUUGGAUUACCCUCAGACUACUGUAGAACAAACCUUUCAGGAAAACAAAACUGCAGAUUUGGAAAUGAGUUCAUUUAGUUUGCAAAGAAACACAAAUACAAAGCUGACUGCCAAUCAUACUGACAUGCAGCAUAUCAAAAAGAAUCACCAGUGUUUUGUGCCUACAGAAAGACAGCAAGUACUAAAUGCUAAUGUGAUUGGGAAUUCGGGGACCAUUGAUUUUCAAGUGUCUGAUUGGGAGCCAGUACAAUGUAAUGGGUUGGAUCAGCAGUCUUAUGAUCAGCAAAUGGAAGCACAGAACCAGCUACAAAGUUCUACUUCAGUUCAGCUGCAAGGCCUAAAUCAAGCACAGUCAUCAAACCAAUUACCUCUGCAGGAUAGUUUGAUGGAGCUCGCACCUUCAGGUUCACAAAGCAAUGAAAACUACUUUCAGUUUGAUGAAGAUCUCACACAGGACAGUAUUGUUGAAGAAUUAGUAUUAUUUGAAGAGCAAAUGUCUAUGAAUGCUAGUUAUGGAACUGGUUUGGGAAUACCUCCUCAUAGUCAUUCCACAAUAGGUCAAGGUACAGUGCUGUCAUCUCAUCAAGCUGGACAAUUCUACCAUCCAAUCCAUAGCAGUGGUACUCCAACUCCAACUCCUACACCAACACCAACUCCUACACCCAAUCCAACACCUACAUCAGAGAUGAUUGGCUCUCAAACCUGUUCAAGUCCAAGUUCCAGAAUGGCUCAGACAACGCCUGUAGAUAGUGCGCUUGGCAGCAGCAGACAUACACCAGUCGGCACUCCUCAUUCAAACUGUAGUAGUAGUGUGCCUCCGAGCCCUGUUGAAUGCAGGAACCCUUUUGCUUUUACUCCGAUAAGCUCCAGCAUGGCGUACCAAGAUGCUAGUGUCAUUUCUAGCAGCCCUGUUAAACCAAUGCAAAGGCCUAUGGCCACUCACCCAGACAAAACAAAAAUUGAAUGGAUGAAUAAUGGAUACAACACUGGAGUAGGCAAUUCUGCAGUUUCUAGCAGUGGUAUUCUUCCCAGUUAUCAGGAACUUGCUGAGGACCACUUUAGAAAACCGCAUGCCUUUGCUGCUCCUGGACAAACGAUGCAGUCAUAUCACCAUAGUACCAUGCAGUUACAGUCAAGACAUCAUGAUGCUCAGUUGGGUCGUUUGACUCCAGUUUCACCUGUACCACACCAGAUAGCUUCUAUGGCUAAUGGCAAUAAGCAGGAGGGCUUUGCAGUUCCAGCACCUCUUGAUAACAAAGGAAUACAUUCACUAAUCAAUAAUUUUAGGUGUCGCAGCGUCAGUCCUGCUGUUCAUCGUCAACGUAAUCUUAGUGGAAGUACUCUAACUCCUGUGAUUAACCUGCCAAGAACAAAUUUGGCAUCUUUUGGAAGCCUAGUAACACCUGAAGUUCACAACAACACCUUUGCUAACAAUAUUUCAAAUAACAGUGCCAACAGUAUGGCUCAGCGAAGCCAAUCUGUCCCUUUGUCUGUUAUGAUGCAGAGUCCUUUACCAUCUUACCAGAAGCAAACCAACACUAAGAAAAUUACAAAUGUGUUGUUAAGUAAACUUGAUUCAGACAGUGAUGAUGCAGUCAGAGGUCUAGGAAUAAACAACUUGCCCUCCAAUUAUACAGCAAGGAUGAAUCUUACUCAGAUAUUGGAGACAACAUCUAGUUGUGCUAGUGCCAACCAGCAACCAAUGAUUAAUUCAAGCUCUUCUGUCUUUGAAUUCCAGAAGCCUAGUUACCUCAUAAAACACACCAACAAUGAUCAGUUGGGUUAUAUUUCUGAGGAUAAUCAAGCACAAACUGAAGCCAGAGAGCAGUCAUUGGAUUUCAACAACACAGUCAAAGACUUUCUGGUUGAAGACAGCCUACAACCAAGCCAGCAAAUGGUUGGUCAAGUGUCAUCAGAUCUAAAUGUUGCCUCUGAUUUCUCCAGUGAUCUCAGGUUGUCUGCUGAACUUUCAGGCAGUAUAAAUGAUUUGAGCACUUUAGACACAAAUCUGCUGUUUGACCCAAGUAAACAACAGGGACAAGAUGUUGAUACUACACUGGAGGAAUUGAAUGAUGAUGCAGUAUUCCAGCAAAUCUGUAAUGAAUCCAUGAACUCCAUGCAGUCUUCAGGUUUUGACUGGAUGGAAAGCAAAGAUCAUCCUGCAGUUGAAAUGUUAGGUUAAAUCAAAGAGUACUGUUAACUAUAUAGCACACAUUUAAUUUUUCGACACAUCACAUUUGGCCUAACAGAUGUGCCUGCCUUAAGAGAAACAUUUCUUCCUAAAAGAGGUGAUACAGGAGAAAACUAACUACUGUGCAUUCAUGGGUUUCAAUAAUGUGUUCAUAAUUCUUUAAUUUUAGCUGCCAGUAUUUGACAUCUUCCUGUUUGGUUUACUGCAGACAUGUGCAUAUGCUAUCAAUUUAUGGAAUUGGAUUAAUUUAUAAGCUAGGCUGUCUUGGGUAGGUUGCUGUAGUGAAAUGUAAAUGCAGUUAGAGCCUUUUUAAGAUCAUCAGUGGUGAAAUGAAAUACUGCUUAACUAGGUCAAUUUAUCUUGUAUAGAAUCACUUUCAUUCAUUGCCCUUCCAGUAAUAUCCAGUAUAUGAUUUAGCUGACUGAAUCUUCAGCCCAGAGUCUCAAGAUAAAAUCCAGGCCACUAUCCUGUAUCGCACUGCAUUUUUUUUUAAAAAAAAAGCUAGUCAUAGUGUGAAUGUAGGUCUUGUUGGCUGCACAUUAAGUUAAUGCAUCGGUUUACUGUGUGCUUUCUGCUGAAUUUUCCAUAACUCUGUUGUAAGAGACAAUAUUUAUAUACUGGUAUUACAGUCACCCUUUGUUAUUUCGUUCUCUGCAUAAUAAUACUCAUUGGUGCAUUUGGAAGUUAGCAUUAUGGACAAUACGAAAGCAAUUUUCCAGCGACAGGAAUGGAAACCAUGGGAUGCAUUCCUCAUUUAUGAUAUCAUUCAAACACCUGGUAUGGAUCACAAUAUUCCAGGGUGACUGUCACUGGUUUUAAUGGAUAAAACAAGAGUGAGAAGUCAUUUGAGAAACUGCAGUAAGAGUUCAUUUAUCUGUCUGCCUUUUGACAUUUAGAGUUAUGUGAUGGUUAAGUGACUUAAGUUGUCAGCAAUGUAAUGUUCAUCUUUUAACUUGGAACAUUCAUUAAUUUGAUAAUUUAUGCAAGGUAGAUUCAUUAGGUGUUUCAUCCCUUGUGCGCUAUUUUUAUUGCAUUGGUUAACUUGUUCUUGCUAAAUUCCUCUGCGAUAUUUUAACGGGAGUGUUAACCCAUUUAUUUUAAGCAAGUAAGCAACUGUUCAAAAGUGCAGACAGAAAUUGAACAUGAACCCAUUAACAAGUACAUGGAUCCAUUAACAAAUAAUGGAUUAAACUCCUUGUAUCCUUACUGAAAGAGUGUAUAUUAUAUAGGAAAAUCAAUGGGUACCUCCUCAUUGCAAAAAAACCCCAGUAUUUCUUGUAUGAAAAUUCGCUGUAAUAUAUAUUUCAAAUGGAAAUUCUUUCACUCGAAGUUGAUUUGAAUACAUUUUCCUUUCCUUUAGGAAAAGUUGUCAAAAUGCCUGGCAAGGUAUUUCUUGGUAAAGGUUUGGAUUUUUUUGUUCUCGCAUUCAAAGGAGAAGAAAUCUUGAAAAAAAUAUGCAUUUUUAAAAUCCCUGAAUAAACCACUGAAAGGACAGAAUGGUACUUGCUUGGGCAGUAUCAUGUAGCACUCCUCCAAGCAAGCAGUGGGUUAAAAGAUAUGAUGGAGGAAUGUUGGUGAUUAAGCUCAAAGGAGCUUCCUAAAAUGAAUUUAUUUUAAAUAGGCCCUGGUAUAAUCUACAUACAUUUUUCCCCUUGGGCAUAUAUCUUUAUUGAAAUCUAUAACAGCUUUCCCGAUUGUUCAAUGAGUAAAUACAACAUAUGGUUUGAUCCUGAAGCAUACAUUUUAGGGGGCUCCUAAGUUAGAUCCUCCUUUAACUGCUGCCCUGGCCAUGCUCAACAAAGGUAGGGUUGAUAAGUCUAUAACUAUAAAGGCUAUAAAUAUAAGAUUAUCAUCAAAAGAAUGUAGGUAGAGCUUUUAGAAACAUUUUGAUUUGAGCAAAAGCUGCUCAUGUUGAGGAUAAAUAUCAAUACAGACCUGUCGGGAUGGAGUGGCCUAUUUCUGUAUUGUAAUUUAUGUCUAAUUCUAUGUUGUGUUUGGAGUGCUCCAUCAGAAACAGUGUUGCAAAGAGAAUCUAUAAUGCCUUUUAAAAGGGAAGUGGAUACAUAUUUGAACAAGAAAUAAUUACUAAGAAUUGGAGAAGGGUCGGGAAAUGGUGCUCUGUGGAUAACUUUCAGAGAGCUGAUACAUGCAUGAGGGGCCCUCCACUGAUAUAUGCUUUUAUGGGGUAGGUAUUGAAGUUUGCUGUAUCUCUGAACCAGGUAGUGGAAAAUCGACCAGGGUUCUGAUGGUCGAUUGCCUUCUACUGAAAGUACACAUAUAUAUUUAAACAUUUUCUCAACUUCCGAUCUUAGAAUGGCUGAUUCAGCACAAACAAUUAAUUUGAAACAAAUUUUGAUUUGUGAAGUUCUAUACCACAUCUCAUAGUGCAUUAUCCACUGAGCAGUCACUGGAACUUGUAAAUUUAAAAGAGAGGAUUGAGGUUGACUGAUGUGCCCCACAGUUGAACAGCCCAUUUGACUUCAUACUUGAAGGAUGUUAGUUUGCUUUAGAUAACCUGAGAGCUUCAGUGUAUCAUGGAAUUGCAACCAAGUACAAGUCACCUUAAAAGCAAGUUGAUAAAGGGGGGAAAUUGGAACGAUAAAGAAAAUAAAUUGCUAUAACUAUAUUAAAUUAUCUAAUUAUUACGAGCAAUUUGUUUCAUGAUGUAUACCCCCUAAUAUAUAGGUGUAUUGGUCAUCUGAAUCAAUUGUUAAGCAAUUUUAACCAAUGUCCAACAAACUAAGGUAAAUUUAAAAAAUACUGAAAAAAUAGUUUUAUUUCCAAGUAUUUAGCCUAGAAAUAUUCCAAGAAAAGAUGUGGACUUUGACAAAGAACUUGUAAAAAUAUCAUUUUGUCAGAACUCCAGCUUUACUGAAAUCAAAUAUUUAAGGAGUGUAAAUGCUAAAGGGGGAACAGCUUGAGUGAUUUAUAACCAAUACUUGUCCAAAUUUUAAUGAUUUACAGGUAUUAUCAUUUUCACAAUGUUACCAAAUUUUGCUGUUACGCUAAGACUUCAUGAACCACUUGAAGUUGUAAUGUUUCCCAUACCUUUCUGUAGCAAUUUGGGGAAAAAAACGCUUUGAAUUUUAUUGAUUCUACCUAGCUUGUUUGUAUUAUGAUGAGAUGCUUUCUCUGUACCCCUGUGAUGUAGUAGGUUAUAGCAAACCCUCUGACUGCCUAAUGUGUAUAACUAAAGUUAUGAAGAAAUCUGUUUUCCAUGUUAACUGUUCUGACUAAAUGUAUGCAUAAUGAUGAAAAUAAGAAUUGAGAAACAAAUUGGGUAUAAGUUGAAUCCUAGUCACAAUUGAACCAUACGCAUAAAAUGCCUUUUAAUUUGACAGUUAUACAGAAGCAAAAAUUUUGAUUACAGAAUGACACCAAAUUUUUUCUAACAUUUACUUAAAUAACAUUUUAAUUCCAAUUUUUAACUUUUAAUCACCUCUUCAUUUUGGGGCACAUGGAAUUCAAAUCAUUUCUACAAUAAGAAAUGAGCAGUAAAACUAAUGCCUAUAAACAUAUAUCCUUUUGACAGAAAAUUUUAGCCAUCCAAAAUUUAUGCCAGUGGAUAUCAAGAACACCAAUAUUAAAAUCAACUUCAAAACAAGGCUUGUGCUGAGUUAUCUCUAUUUGAAUUGUAUUACAUUGGAGUUAUGCUUGUGUUACCACAAGAGGGUGCUCUACUUUAACCUUGCCUUUUAAUUUUUUAAUCCAUUGUUAAUUCAGUGUUUCUAUUUGAAGUGAAGCCACCCUGAGCAGUUGUUCUCCCCUUCAGAUUUAUAGCAAAUCUUCAAAAUGCAGUCAGUAAUUUCAAAAUUCUUAGGUCAGAGCUUAAACUGAAUUUUGUCUGCUUAUAUAAUGACAGGGAAAUAAUAAAUACUUCAUGAAAAUGACAAUCUGUGACACUAGAUGAUAUCUAGGCUUGCAGUGAAAUUUAUCUGCUUACCUUAAAGUCCGAUUGCAGUUAUAGUUGAUAUUAUCAUGAAAUUAGAUUUCUUUCGGCCAUUGAUUUUCUUGCCCCCAAUCUCGCUUGAAACAGCUGCGUUGUGUUUGAUGGUGAUAUAAAAAGUGUGUUCCUCUUUUUAAAAUUAAUACUUUUCAAAUAGUAAGUUAAAAAUCAUUUAUUCCUGUUCUAAUUCAAUUAUUAUGAUUAUGCUGAGUUCAGUUGUCAAUCAUGAAAAUUGUGACCACAGAUAUCAGAAAUAAUGACAUUGGAGAAAUGUGUCAACAUUAUGGUGCAUUUCAAAAUUAAAUUGUUGGAACCUGGAAACAAGUUUGCAGGAAUAGAUGUACAGUGCAGGAGUCUUAACCCCUUCUAUUUUUCAUAGUCUUUCGUGCGACUUAAUAAAUUGAAUUUCUAAUACUUGAACAAAUAUUUCCGUGCACAAGACUUGUUCAUUUCUAUAGCUCUGACUUCAACUCUGUACUUUGGAAUCAUGAUUCAACAAAAUAUAUAUUUAAAUAAUUAAAGUUAAAACUUUAAGUGAUUGAAUUUUAUAAAUGACUAUAACCUUUUUUCUCUUUCCUACCAUUGUCUACAUCUUUGCCUCCUCUCUCCCCAGACAUCCUUCCAUAACCAAAGAAGAAAGCAGUGAAGAUUACAUAUUUUUAUUUUCUUUGCUGCCAACCUUGUUGUUGGAUAAAGAACUUUAGAAUUUGAGUACAAAUUUACAGUCUAUUGCUCAAGAGUACAAAUGCAGAAUUUAAAAUGCUUUUACAUUUUAAUCAGAUUAUUCUUCACUGUAUUUCUGAAAGGAAAAGGCCUUGUCGAUGUUAUUGAAUCUUUGCAAUGAUGGAUUUGAACAAAAAAGAGCAAAACAUAAACAUUUGACUUACCUUGCUGUCACUCGAGCAGCAUAUUUUCCCUAUUUUCUGUAUCCUCUUUGUGAAUUCUGUCCUGACUGCAUUAGGCUAUUAGCUUUUCUGCAUUUUUAAAAAAAAAUUUUUAACCUCUUAGUUAUACUAGUAACUUAUUUCUGCAGCGUUUUGUUGCUUUUGUCAGCCUCCAUAUUGCUCAGCUUUAAGCUAGGUGUUCGAGGCUGUGGACUUCAUAAUUAUUAUUCAUUACAUUGCAUGUGUGAACAAGAGCAGUUUUAACUCUGCUAUUUCUUUCAUCGUAAAGAGUUGAAAGAUUGAUAGAGAAAUAUCCUAUGAAUGCAUUCAACAUUUGCACGAUAAUCAUAAUUUCAAGGUUUAAAUUUCACUGUACACAAAAGCUAAACCUAUAAUUUACUAUUGAUGUAUAUGACACUUGAAUAUUUUAACAGAAUUGUCGACUUGUUUAUUUUAAGCAAGCUAAUGCUUUGAGGAAACAGUUAACUGGAAUGGCAUGCAAAUAUGUUCAUAUAUUUGUAUGCUAACACCAUGCAAGGCCAUUUCUCAGCUCAAAUUUCACUGAUGUGUACGAACAAAUCUAUUGAUAAAUAUAGUUCCAAUGUCAAAGCAUAUGAUUGAUAAACAAUUAACCAAGUUAACAAGAGAGAAAUUCAAUAGAAGGUGGUUUAGGUAAUUGUUCACACCGGAAGAUAAGAAUAUUUUCUCCAUAUAUUGUCGUAUAAAGUGAAAUUCAGGGAUCUCAUGAAUUUAAACAUAACCAUAAAAUCUUUUCUUGGCUGAGGGACUGAAGAGUUUCUAAUAGAAUAGUGAAAAUCUUGCUCGUUGCUCUGUCAAUUUUCUUUUCUACAUAGUUGAUGCAUCAAUCAUUUCCAUCCCAUCAUAGGAAACAGCCUUCCGUAUGUCUUUUGACAUUAUCACAGGCAAAUUGGAAGAGAGGUGCCACCCCAGUGCAGCUUAUGUCUUUGGUCAAGACCUCAUGAUUGACAGCUCAGCAUAGCUGAUCAAAUUUGCUAAAAUUAAGUUUGUUUUAAUCUUGGAGUAACAUAAUUUGCUACUAAAAGAUCAAUAUUAUAAUUUCCUUGGAUAUGUCGAGAAGUGUUUUUAUAUUUUGGAGGAAACACAGUUUUAUCCUAGUACAUGCAGUAUGCUUUUCUGAUAUUGAUAUUUUGAAGUAAUAGGUCAAGCAGCCAGGUGCUGCUGGGUCCAUUGGUCAAAGUGCUUGAAAUGGCCAGUGCAUUCUGUUAGAAUUGAAAUUGAGCUCUUAUUAUUAACACGAUGAGGGGAAAAUUUUUUUUUGAUUGAAGAGUUAAUCCAGUUUUUUGUUAGACUUUGAAGAUAAUGCGUUUUCUAGGUGGUUGAAUGGAGGGAUUACAUGCAGUAUCAGACUCUGUACUGUACCACAAUGCUUGAUCUUUAACUUGGUUCAGGGUUUUUUAAAGAUAUUUUAAAUGUUUUCUAGGAAAGUGUAGCUGUAUGUGUGUGUAUUAGCUAAUGGGCCAAUUGAAAAACUCAUUAACCUAUUGAAAACUUUUGAAAUCUUAAAUUCUAAUUUUCUGUAUCUGUUUUGUAAUUGUAAUUUUAGGCGGGGGGGGGAUAAUCCUUUUUUAAAAUGAGUACACUAGGCAGCACACAAAAAAAAUAAUCAUUUUGGUAACCUACCAUAAGUUCGAUCAUUCCAGGUUAACUUGUGGCUGAACGAUUUCUACUAUGAUUCAUUGUUUCAGUAGCACCGUCAAUAGUUUAACGCUUCACAGAUGUCUGAUUCACACAGUGGUUGAAAAUUGUGGUCUAGUAGACCAGAGCUGGCCAAUAGAGUACAGCUGAAUUUGCUUUACCAAGCUGAAUCAGUGUUGGAAUAUAACACGGCAUAAUAAAAAAUGCAGCAAAGGUUUCGGACAUCUAUUUGCACCUUAAGUAUAAUUGGCGAUGUAUUUUAAAAUGUUCAUAUUCAAUUUUGAAUUCAGUGGACAUUUUGAUUAUCUUUUGCACUAGAUGCUUUAAGGGAGUUUCUGGCCUGGCACAUCUCUUAGGACAAAUGAUAAUAGUCACAGACAACAAAUCAUUUGAUAAGGUUUUAGGAAAUGAGUAAAUAUACGAAAAGUGAAAUGUCAUCUGCAAAAUGACAGAUCUUGAUUGUUUUAUGUAGCAAUGUACAUUGAUCUCAAUGAGAUAAUUGUUUUACUUGAUUCUCUUGUAUGAGAAUAUUAAAACAGGAUGAAAAUUUAAAGUUCAGUUUGCUUCACCAUGUUAAUAAAUGAUCACAGGUGUGCAUGUGUGUUGUUGCAUUAUAUUGUACAGUGCUAGGUAUAUUCCUGUAACCACUUUUUGCUGAAAUGAAUCUGGUUCUUCGGCCAGGAAUGCGCAGUUAUACCUAUUACACGUUAUGUACCUUUUUGAAGUUUACUAAUUCACCAUAGAUGCAUUGUUGAAUAUGUUCAGUUUUCAAUUUUGUUCAGUUGAUUUUGAGAAUUAGUAUUUGGUAAAAUAUUGUGGACGAAGUUCCUACAGUAAUUUGCUAUACAUAUAUUUUUGCAAAGUAAUUGCCGUUAUGAAUAUGAGCUGAUGAGAAGGAACUGGUUUCAGCAGUCAAUGCACAUCAAGUGAAGCUAUAAGAAACAGCAAACCCCACAACUCCUUAAUACAUCACAAGGUAAUGCUUGCCUGUACCAUAAUUUUAUUUAGUGUAGAAUGUUUUUUUUUAAAUGAUGUUUGUCUAUUGUACUGCUGGAGAAAAUCAGUAGUGCAGUAAUGUUGGAAUAGUAUUUCAGCUUAGUUUUUUUUUCUUAUUGAAAGUGCUCACAGAUAUUGUUAAAGUUUUGUAAAUGGUUUCAAAACCAAUAAAAAAAUUUUGUACUA
Carcharodon carcharias (great white shark) is the source of this 12180-nucleotide messenger RNA. RefSeq names its product DNA-binding protein RFX7-like. Bases 43 to 4482 code for a protein of 1479 amino acids. NCBI's taxonomy places the organism in Eukaryota, Metazoa, Chordata, Chondrichthyes, Lamniformes, Lamnidae. The transcript has 9 exons. The record is from RefSeq and is a predicted model, not a curated record. Gene Ontology annotation, molecular function: DNA-binding transcription factor activity, RNA polymerase II-specific; RNA polymerase II cis-regulatory region sequence-specific DNA binding. Gene Ontology annotation, biological process: regulation of transcription by RNA polymerase II.